AUGGAGUCAGAGCGUCGUAAUGGCUUUAAGAGAGAUCCAGAUCGCCAGGGCUACUAUGGUAGGCCACUCGAACGAAACCCGAGCAAAAAAUCAUCCUCAAAGGAUCGACACGGUGUGGUUUACCCUGAAAACUUUCGCGACGCAACCAUAAGGACGGUAACACCGGAAUCGAUAUCCGACUUUGCAAAUUCCUCCCCUAUGUCUGACGCUGAGCUCAUUUCGGCAAAUAUGGCGUCUCCGCAUGCCACUCUUCGGGCCAAGCCUCGUGAACGACGACAAGAAUUCAGCCGUCACCAGUCCCCUGGGGAUGACGAGGAGUCAGGAGCGGAGCCAAAAGGUCGACGAAUUCGAUCUAAAACAACUACCCUGGACGACCAACGGAGUGAAAUUUCACCCAACUUUUUGUCGAAAACACGGACACGAGCGAGGCUGGGCUCAGUUAGUACAUCAUCGUCGGGCGCAAAAGUGGACGAUACGUCCUUGUCCAUUGGAUACCCUUCGAUUAUACAGUCCCCAAAUCAACGACAGAGAUUAAGUAAAGCGCCUUCUGGGAGUACUGCACUCUCAACUAAUGCUUCACGUUCAUCAACUUAUGGAUUGCCACUAUCAAACAAUGAUUCAUCUAAAAUACUGGGGCUGAUGAAAACGACGUGCGGUAGAAUGCAUGGUAUUCUUUCUUUUCGGGCUUCUGGUAGCACAUCUUGGACCUCAGGAUAUUGUGCCAUCAAUGUGGCUAGUGGGAGUUUGAUAUAUCAAGCUAAAGGAGAGCCCGCAGCGGCGAAAACACUUAUCCCAGAUCUUAGAGGGUGUCGAGUUCGAACUCUUCUUGAUUCAGAAACGCAAGGUGCAUACCUUAGUGUUUCAACACACUCUUCUGCUCUUGGUGUGCAUUUAAAGCCUCAUGUGGUUGAAACCUUUGAUUCAUGGCUUGCUGCCCUUCUUUGCUGGCAACCCAUUCGGCCCAAAGGAGUACAGAAUAAGAUGACAAAGCCCCAGACUGUGGCAAUUGGAAGCUAUCGUAUUUCGGAACGGAGACGGAAUUCUGAGAGCACAAUACAAAAAGAGGCAGCAAUCAUUAAAGUGGGCCAGAUGCUGCUUUGGGAUAGACAGUCAGCAUCUGGCCUAUCUUCACCCCCCACCCCCAAAAGGAUAUCGACUUUCAGACAACAGCGGGCCUUGUCGCAAUACUGGCGAAAAGUCAGCUGCACACUUCAAGAAAACGGCCAUAUGACAAUCUUUACCGAAACCGACGUCACCUUGAUUGCUUUUAUACAGUUAUCCCAACUUUCACGAUGUGCCGUUCAACAGUUGGAUCCCUCUGUAUUGCAGGAUGAAUUUUGCAUUGCCAUUUACCCUCAAUAUUCUGCCCAUACUGGGGGCGACCAAUUCAGCCGACCCAUUUACCUCUCCCUUGAAAACCGCAUUUUGUUUGAGGUUUGGUUUGUUUUAUUACGUGCUUUUACGAUACCCGAAUUGUAUGGACCUGAACAGCCUCCACCAACUGACGAAACUGCGCGUCCCCACUCACUGGCUAUUUCCACUACCAAUCCAACGCCAGAUAUGUUUCGAAUUGAACGAUUAUUAACAGUCCGCAUAAUAGAGGCCAAAAUGGUCAAUCCAAACAAAGAGUCUAUAGAUACCGUCAAGCCCAAGAAGGUCAUCAAAGCCCAGCCACCUUAUAUUGGCCACAGUACCAAACCCCGUGUUUCUGGUGAUUACUACGCCGAAGUCCUCCUUGAUGGAGAGGUCCAGGCAAAGACAGCCGUUAGAAACGACACAUCUACACCAUUUUGGCGUGAUGAUUUUGCUUUCCAUGAUUUGCCUCCGGUUUUGUCCAAUGCCUCUGUCGUGGUUAAAACUCUAGAUUCUGCGGAGAAGGACUGGAAAUUGAUUGCACGUGGGCCAUAUUCUUUUGAAGACGUCACCAACGGCCCGCUCUCCGUGAUGGAUGAUGUUGAGAUUGCUUCUCACGAUGCUACAUAUGGCAAAGUUGACCUUCGUCUGGAAGACUUGGAGCGAGGCUCUGGCUUCGAGAAGUGGUGGCCGAUUCUAGACGAUCGCGACCGUCAAGUUGGAGAGAUGCUGAUGAAGGUGCAGCUAGACGAAACUGUGGUUUUGAUUGCCAAGGAAUAUGAAGGACUCUCAGAACUACUCCACGCCUUUGCAAAUGGGGUCACUGUCAGUCUUGCUCAGUUAAUUCCCGCUGAGCUCCGUUCCCUCUCUGAAAUCUUGCUUGAUAUCUUUCAAGUUUCAGCACAAGUUGGGGAAUGGAUUAUGGCCCUAGUCGAAGAUGAGAUAGAUGGACUUCACAAAGAUUCCUCUGCAAGCCGGCUUAGAUAUACUAGUAGAAGCCGCAUACACUCGAAUGACUCGUAUGAAUCCACUCAGGAGAGAGAAGCUCUAGUACGCGAUCUAGGUAGAUCGGCUACUGUCGAGGCAAACUUACUCUUCCGAGGUAAUUCUUUGUUAACAAAAUCUCUCGAUAUGCACAUGCGCCGGCUUGGAAAAGAGUACCUUGAAGAAACCAUUGGUGCAGGCCUGAGGGAUAUUGACGAAAGCGACCCUGACUGUGAAAUCGAUCCUAAUAAGGUAAGCCGACAGGAGGAUUUGGAACGGAACUGGCGAAACUUGAUACUUUUAACGAGCAAUAUGUGGACCUCCAUUGCGGGGUCAGCUUCACGCUGCCCUCCCGAACUGAGACACAUAUUCCGACACAUUAGGGCUUGUGCAGAGGAUCGCUAUGGGGACUUCUUGCGAUCAGUCGCUUAUAGCAGUGUUUCCGGCUUCCUCUUUCUCCGCUUCUUCUGUCCAGCUAUUCUAAACCCCAAGUUGUUCGGAUUACUCAAAGAACACCCCCGUCCACGAGCUCAACGGACCCUAACGCUUAUUGCAAAGGCAUUGCAAGGCCUAGCCAAUCUAGCAACUUUCGGAAAUAAAGAGCCGUGGAUGGAGCCAAUGAAUAAGUUCCUACUAUCCCAUCGCACCGAAUUUAAGGAGUUUGUGGACUCGAUUUGCUCUAUACCAGCGGAACGCCCAGCUAAGAUUGUCAACCCAUCGUUUGCCACUCCCAUUCAGAUUUUGAACAGACUACCGCCGACAUCUCGAGAAGGCUUCCCUAGCCUUCCAUUUUUGAUUGAUAAUGCGAAAAGUUUUGCCUCUCUAGUACGACUAUGGCUCGAGACUGCACCUCCAAAUCUUCUUUCCAUGCCUGAUUUAUGCGAAUCUGUGAUCCUAUUCCAUGAGCAAUGCCUUCAAAUCCAACAGCGCACUAAGGACUGUCUCAACAAGGCAGAGCAGGCGGAGCGUCCGAAUGGAGACCUUGAAGUCAAGUGGGAAGAGCUUGUAGAACAAUUUGAGAAAUCUAGCACGUUCUACGACGAGAGUACGAGCCUAGCCACGACACCUUCCGUGGAGACCGCGAUGUCCAGUGUCGCUGCCGCCUCUGGAAACCAUCGAAAUUCCAUUGGUUUUUUCUCCAGGGCGCCUUUUCGGCGCAGAAAUACAGACAUCAGCACUACUAGCGAUGAUGUGGAUGAGCAACAACCGCGCUCAACCACUGCGCCAUGGGAUUCUGCGCGACCAGCCUUCUCUACUCCAAGGUAUUCGGAAACAAGAGAGAGCGUGGACAGUUCGCAUAACUCCUCUAUGUAUUCAUUGGAAUACUCUGAUCAGCAGAGGGGCCGGCAAUCUAGUGUCUCUAAAGAGUCAUCUACAAAAUAUCGAUUCUUAGAUUUGGUUGGCACAUCUCGACGCAAGGCAAAAGAAAAAGAAAAUCUGCAGUCCAUCGCGUCCGACCUAGGCCCCCGAGAUGAAUAUAUAUGA
Messenger RNA from Ophidiomyces ophidiicola, 3822 nucleotides. It is a transcript of the gene BUD2, whose product is annotated as GTPase activating factor. The coding region runs from base 1 to 3822 and encodes 1273 amino acids. The record is from RefSeq and is a predicted model, not a curated record. Gene Ontology annotation, biological process: regulation of GTPase activity. The transcript is spliced from 2 exons. NCBI's taxonomy places the organism in Eukaryota, Fungi, Ascomycota, Eurotiomycetes, Onygenales, Onygenaceae.